Closterium sp. Naga37s-1 is the source of this 1191-nucleotide messenger RNA. The record is from the annotation of a GenBank genome assembly. NCBI's taxonomy places the organism in Eukaryota, Viridiplantae, Streptophyta, Zygnematophyceae, Desmidiales, Closteriaceae.
AUGGGCGCGCUUCGUCAUCGCUUUCUGCUCGCGCUCGUCCUCGUGGCGUCUCUAAACUUCCUCGCGGUUUUCGCGGCGCAGCCUCCGCCGGAUGGGUACUACGGCGCGAGUGAGCCGGCGCUGGAAGAAGCAUACGACCAGCGCGCGCUCCUGGAGGCCGAAAGCGAUGCCUCGCUUGGCUCCAUUGACUCGGUUGACUUGGAGGACCCGCGGGUGCUUCUCUCGAUGGGGGAUGCAGCGGCGGACUUGAAGCAGACGUCGGACGACCUCAGCGGCAGCGUGAAGAAAGCUCUCGGGCAGGCGGGGAGGAACGUGCGCAACUCGAUCGGCUCCAUGGUCGGAGUCCCGCCCAACAAGGGCACGAAGAAGCACCACCGCCGCGGCGGGAAGAAAACUGGGCGCCGCGGCGGAAAGAAAAUUGGGCGCCGCGGCGGGAAGAAAACUGGGCCCGCGGGAGCUCGUAAGCGCAAAUCGGGCGCGGCAGCCCCCAAGACGUCCGCUGCGGGGGUUCCGAAGAAGCAGGGGGCGGGAGGUAAGCUCAACUCCGGCGCAACCCCCAAGAAGCCCGCUGCUGCCGCUGCUGGCGCGACGGGGGCUCCUAAGAAGCAGGAGGCGGGAGCUAAGGACACCUCGGGCGCAGCACCCAAGUCCCCCGCUGCUCCCGCUGCUGCAAACGAGCCGCGCGCGCUCCUCGAGGCGGCCGACAGUGAUGCCGUGAUUGACUCCGUUGACUCGGUUGACUUCGACUCCGUUGACUUGGAGGACCCGCGGGUGCUUCUCUCGAUGGGGGAUGCAGCGGCGGACUUGAAGCAGACGUCGGACGACCUCAGCGGCAGCGUGAAGAAAGCUCUCGGGCAGGCGGGGAGGAACGUGCGCAACUCGAUCGGCUCCAUGGUCGGAGUCCCGCCCAACAAGGUCACGAAGAAGCACCACCGCCGCGGCGGGAAGAAAACUGGGCCGGCUAAGAAGCACCACCGCCGCCACGGGAAGAAAACUGGGCCGGCGGGAGCUGGCGGGAGAGGUGGUAAGAUCAACUCCGGCGCGGCAGCCCCCAAGACGCUCGCCGUUCCCGCGGUUGCCAUGUCGGCCAUCCUGAAGGCGCAGGCGCCGGGAGCAAAGGGCACCUCGGGCGCAGCCCCCAAGCCCACCGCUGCCAGCAGUGCUGCGAGCAGUGCUGCGCCCGGCGUUUGA